GGCUCUGCUUCUCUGCCCGCCGCGAUCGUGAACACUGGGUUCCAUCUCGUCCCGAUUUCUUCUCGUGCUGGUCCUGCCUGCCCGUGAAAAUGAGGUCCACCGAGACAUUGACGGCCCUGGCGGUCCUCCUCCAGGCCGUCGCAGCCAUUGAGCCGCCUCGGCAGCCUCGGCAGCCCCUCGGCGGCGGCGACAAAAUCAUCUCCUGGAACGACACCAUGGUGAACCGCCUCUUCCGCGCCAGCUCCACCUCGGUCAGCUGGCUCUCGGGCGGCCAAGACGGCGAGUACAUCUUCCAGGCCGCCGAUGGCGCUCUCAUCCUCGAAAACUUCAUCACCAGCGAGAACGAGACCUUUGUCGCCGCCGACCUCAUCCCGGAGGACCUGUACGACUACUCAAUCCGCAGUGACCUCCAGAAGGUCCUCUUCGCCACCAACUAUACCAAGCAGUACCGCCACUCGUACUUUGCCGACUACUCGGUUCUUGAUGUCGCGUCUGGAGAAGUCGAGGCCCUGGUUGACGACCAGGUCGGCGACAUCCAAUAUGCAGAGUUUGCGCCUGCCGGUGACGCCAUCGCCUUUGUCCGGGGCAACAACCUCUUCCUCAAGAAGAACGGCACCAUCAGCCAGAUCACCGAGGAUGGCAGCCCGGAUCUCUUCCACGGCGUGCCCGACUGGGUGUACGAGGAGGAGAUCUUUGGCACCCGCAGCACCUUGUGGUUCUCCCCGGACGGCCAGUCUCUUGCCUUCCUCAGUUUCAACGAGACUGGCGUCGAGACCUUCACCAUCCCUUACUACAUGGACAACCAGCAGAUUGCUCCCGUCUACCCCAAGGAGCUUGAGCUUAGAUAUCCCAAGGUCGGCACGACCAACCCUACCGUGUCGCUCACAGUGCUUGAUGUCGUGACCGAGGAUAAGACUCCGGUUAUUAUCGACGUCUACGAGCCCGACAACUUGGUCAUUGGAGAGGUGGCCUGGGUCACUGAAGAUCACAGCAGCCUGAUCUACCUCGCCUACAACCGUGUCCAGGACCAGUCAACCCACGUUAGAGUGGAUAUCGGCUCCGACGGCAAGGUUUUGACUGAGACAGUCCGGAACCGUGAUGGCACGGAUGGUUGGCUCGACAACUCAUUGGCCAUCCAAUAUGUCGGUGAGAUUGAUGGCAAGGCGUACUACUUGGACCUCUCAGAUGAGUCUGGGUGGAUGCACAUCUAUCUGUACCCGUUGGACGGUUCGGAGCCGACAGCCCUUACCGAAGGCGAGUGGGAGGUAACCUCGGUCCUCAAGAUCGACCUCGCCCAGAAGCUCGUCUACUACGUGUCGACCCAGGCUGACAGCACGGAGCGCCACGUGUUCUCCGUUUCCUGGGAGAACAAGAAGAUUACACCUCUUGUGGAUGUCGAUGUGCCUGCGGCCUGGUCUGCCUCUUUCUCGUCUGGCGGCGGCUACUACAUUCUGUCUUACCAGGGACCGGACGUGCCGUACCAGGAGCUGUACGCCACCAACGACACGAGCACACCUCUACGUACCAUUACAUCAAACGAGGCGCUGUGGACCCGCCUGCAGGAUUACAACUUGCCCAACAUUACCUACCUGACUCUGGAGCACCCCGACGGCUACAGCAUGAACGUGAUGCAGCGCCUGCCACCAAACUUUGACCCUGCCAAGAAGUACCCGGCGCUGCUGACCCCCUACGGCGGCCCUGGCUCUCAAGAGGUCAACAAGGCCUACCAGACGCCUAGCUGGGAUGCUUACAUCUCGUCGGAUCCUGAACUUGAGUACAUCCAGUACACAGUGGACAACCGCGGCACUGGGUACAAGGGACGAGCCUUCCGCUCCCUGGUCGCCUCGCACCUGGGCGACUUUGAGGCGGAGGACCAGAUCUGGGCGGCUGCUGAGCUUGCGAAGCGCCACGAAUACGUCGACGCGGACCAUUUUGGCAUCUUUGGCUGGUCGUAUGGCGGAUACUUGGCGGCCAAGGUUGUCGAAGCGGACUCUGGCGUCAUCUCGCUGGGUCUGAUUGUGGCUCCCGUGAGCGACUGGCGAUUCUACGACAGCAUGUACACGGAGCGGUACAUGAAGACGACGCAGGACAACGAGGAGGGAUACAACGGGACGGCGGUGCGCAAGACGGACGGAUUCAAGAACAUUGCCGGCAAGGCGGCGAUUAUGCACGGGACUGGCGACGACAACGUGCACUACCAGAACGCGGCGGCUCUGAUUGACCUGCUGGUGGGCUCAGGGGUGACAGCGGAGACGGUGGACUGGCGGUCGUUCACCGACAGCGACCACAGCAUCAACUACCACGGCGCGACCAACUACCUGUACAAGUACAUGACGAGCCUGCUGUACGAGGAGCGGCUGCGAACCAAGGAGGACGCGCUGAAGCACCAGUGGAGCAAGAAGAGCGAGGGGCAGCACCAGUGGGGGGAAGUCAAGCUAUAGCUGUGGGUUUAGCAAGCAGACGAGGUACCGGUAUAAUUCUAGACCAUAAAAAAAAGC
Messenger RNA from Microdochium trichocladiopsis, 2498 nucleotides. RefSeq names its product dipeptidyl peptidase IV N-terminal region-domain-containing protein. Gene Ontology annotation, molecular function: dipeptidyl-peptidase activity; serine-type peptidase activity. NCBI's taxonomy places the organism in Eukaryota, Fungi, Ascomycota, Sordariomycetes, Xylariales, Microdochiaceae. The record is from RefSeq and is a predicted model, not a curated record. The transcript has a single exon. Bases 90 to 2441 code for a protein of 783 amino acids. Gene Ontology annotation, biological process: proteolysis.